CUUGUUUUCAUAUCUUUCUUACUCAACUAUUUAAGCUAAACAUAGAACAGUUUUUCCACACUGCGGGGUAUAUAUAGAACACGCACCGUAAUUUAUUGUGAAUACAUUAUGCAUCUCUCCAUAUCCCUCAUUUUAUUCCAGAUCUCCCAUAUCUUCUACAUCUCAGGUAACUCGUACGGAACAGCUUUCAGCCUGGCUAUAUAACCCUGAUAGCACUGCUAGAUCUCUUAGAAACAAAAUACUCAAAAAAUCAUUAUCUCAUCCUUCAUUUUGUACGACCAUCAACGAUGCAAGCGACUGACGUUCGCGACGGUAUUUUUAUAACAGCCGUGGAAUUGAUAUCUUUCUCCUUAGCUAGGAAGUUUCUUCUGCGGUCCCUGCAGCCAUCCCUGAAGGAUGCAUCAGAAGAUAGAAAGUACAAUGAGGAUAUGGACGAUGAUGCGCCUCUAUUGCCCACUUUAAACGGUUCUUCUAGGCCAUCUAUCGCUAGCAUACAAGCCAAACUAUCACUCAGGAAUCUUAAAAGCUUGACGACAUUCACAACGUCCACCGCUUUAAACAUAUCUAGAUGGGCUUUUUCGAUGGUUUUCGCACAGGCUGCUAAAAUAAUCGUUAUCGCUAUGUUCAAUAUUGGAAACAUGCUGCAGACUCCCGCAGUCGAGAUAGCCUUCAAGAUCGCACUUGGUCUAUUAUUAGGAUUCGUAAUAUUCUUAAUACCCUACCUCCAAUGUUUUCUCUUCGUUAGAUUGAGGCAGGCGUCUACAGCCGCUAUUGAUACGAAUCCACCACUUUUGCGUACUAUCAAAAUAUCGCUUAUUCCUUUCGCAUGCUACCUUCUGCUCUUCUCGACGAUUCCACUUCCGCUCUCAAACGCGUCGUCCUUGCUCGGAAAAGCUCUCGUUCGUAGUGUUGGAAUGGGCGUUAUCAUCCUUGCAGUAUUGUCUGGUAUUGGUGUUGUCUCUACGACCUUCAUGUUCUUGCACGCUGUAUCUAAGCGUAAUUGGUUACCUGUAUCUGUCGAGGACAUAGAGACCUCUGAGAAGGCCCUCAAUCACGUACAGAAUCAAUUGGAUGAAGUUAAAGAGAAAGUCCAUAACGCGGAGAUUACAGCCCACGCCAAAAUGGCUGAAGAUGAGGGUAUGCCAUCUGUAAUACCAAAGUGGAUGACAUCCUGGACGCGCUCUCCAACAGUUCCUGGACCUCUGCGUAUGGAACUUAAUGGCUUGCAGUCCCUUGAAAGCCAGAUGGUAAUCGACCUCAACGAGUUGAAAUUCAAAUACGACAGACAAGAAUUCAGUAAGACAAUAAAAGGGAAGCUUUACGUCUUCCUCGGCCAUGCUUUUGCAGUUUAUUGUAUCGCCAGAGUCAUUGUAUCGCUCAUCAACCUCAUGUUCAGACGUAGCUCGACGGAGAGCUCCCCAGAUUACGUUUCGAAGAUACUCGGUGGCAUACUUGCACAUUUGUUCAACAACCCGGACUCGUCAGCUGUCUAUGCUAAGCAGAUUUCAGUAGUCUCAAUUGGUGCAAUUAUUAUUAGCAAUGUUAAGGCACUUCUCUUAGCUGUGAAUCGCAUAUUUAAGAAGAUAGCUGGUACAACAAACGUCGCAGGUAACUCUUCUACGAGGUCUAGUACUAGUUUCUUGAUCUUCUUGUUAUCACAACUCAUGGGAUCAUUCUUUCUCACUAUGUUGGUACAGCUGAACACAUCGUUGUCGGCUAACACCACUUUCACUCUCCUCAAUAGUUUACCAGCUGUAGACCUCUUUGGUACCGCCUUCGACGCACCUUUUGUUAUUUCAGUCGCGCUCACUACCAUAAUAAAGAAACUUUAGUCAUAAUUUUAUAAUUAUAUAGAACAUUAUAACAAUUGUAUUACUAUGGACGUUUUUGAUAAUUUU
Messenger RNA from Wallemia mellicola CBS 633.66, 1898 nucleotides. RefSeq lists its product as hypothetical. The coding region runs from base 288 to 1832 and encodes 514 amino acids. Gene Ontology annotation, cellular component: membrane. Lineage: Eukaryota; Fungi; Basidiomycota; Wallemiomycetes; Wallemiales; Wallemiaceae. The transcript is spliced from 4 exons. The record is from RefSeq and is a predicted model, not a curated record.